UGGAUACAUAACCCAAAAGGCUUGCCUGUGAAUAUUGUCAAGCUUGACGGUCGUAUUUCCAAGAAGCUACAUCCUCAUCAGCGUUCCGGUGUUAUUUUCCUAUAUGAAUGCCUUAUGGGCUUUCGAAGUGAAUCCUUCCGUUCAACUUCAGGAAAAGGCUCGUUUUUACUUGAUAUUAGUUUAGAUGAAGAAAAAUCGGAAAGUGACCAGUCCCAGAGGCAACUCUCUAAUAUUUACGGUGCUAUUCUUGCGUAUGUUCCCGUAUCGGAUCUUCAAAUUCCUUUAUCAGGCAUUCUUCUUUUUAGCGACGAGAUGGGACUAGGAAAAACCAUUCAAUCUAUUUCGGCAAUCUGGAUCCUUCUAAAUCAGAGUCUCUAUGGUAAAGAUUUCAUCGUCAGAAGAUGUCUUAUUCUUACUCCUGGCAGCCUUGUUCACAAUUGGUGUAAGGAGUUCUUUAAAUGGAUCGGGCGUGAACGUCUUCCCAUAUUCUGUGUGGAUUCUGAAAAUACUAUCAAGAGUCAUAACUAA
Molecule: messenger RNA, 528 nt
Organism: Protopolystoma xenopodis
Lineage: Eukaryota; Metazoa; Platyhelminthes; Monogenea; Polystomatidea; Polystomatidae
Source: the annotation of a GenBank genome assembly